Molecule: messenger RNA, 2448 nt
Organism: Drosophila montana
Lineage: Eukaryota; Metazoa; Arthropoda; Insecta; Diptera; Drosophilidae
Exons: 1
Coding region: 108-2342 (744 amino acids)
Source: RefSeq, a predicted model, not a curated record
UAUUUCAUUUUGAUCAAUUGUGACAGCACAUUAAAUUUCUGUUUUUUGAAUUAGAUUCCUUUUAAGGUUUAACUGGUUGAGUGAUAUUGAAUUGGCAUCUAAGCGAAAUGGUGUUAACGGAUGAUCCGCAAACCAUGCAGCAAGUGCUGCACAUCCAUCGACUUAUUCGUGAUCGCAUCGGACAGAACGCUAUGAAGAAAAGCCUGCAGCCGUUGUGGUAUCGUGGACUCUCCGAUAACCAGUUGGCUGCUGCGCAUGGGUUGAAGCGCGCCUUGGCCGACGAUAUUUUGCAGGGUAGCGCCCAUCGGGCACAUCAUCAGCUGUGUCACUUGGGCGUGCGUCCGCGGCCGGCUAGGAGCGGCCUGCGUCUACUCUUGAAGAUGAGCCGGGGCAACGAUGUGGCUUUUCUGUGGUUCCUCAUGGAAAUGUUCUACAAGUCGAAGAAUCAAGAAGUCAUAUAUGAGUUCAACGAGCAAAUCAUAAUGUCCGCCAUAUUUUGGCUAGAUCUAUUUCCGACGCUGCACGAGCUGGACCGUGUGCUGCCGCUGCCGCAUGACUCGCCUGCAGUGCGACAGAAACGUGCCCAGGCCGUCGACCGUCGUUACAGGCUUAAACCCAGUCUGAGGAUUAAGCCCAUGAAGGAACAGGCCAAGGAGCUGUUGCAGCAGCAUCCUAAAUCAGUCUACAAGUUACCCUAUUUUCAGCAGCCAGUGCUGCCUAAUCCCCGCCAGCAGCGCUUAAUAACCCAGGUAUCGAAACGACCGGCUCGUUUUCCCACUGUGAUCCCUAAUUUGGUUCAUUACACCAUCUUGUCACGUUGGUUUGGUGACUUGAACUUCAGCGAUGAAGAACGCGUCGCCAGAUCUGUGCUUAAUAACGAGAUGGACCAGAUUUUGUCCAACCUGCCCUCGUCCCAGCUGGAUGCAAGCCAGUUGAAGCCCAUUUACCCGCACCAAAAGCUGAUCAGCGAAAUGGAGCAGUCGCUGCACUUGAAUCUGUUGAGGAUUAAAAAGGAGCGUUACGAACAAUUCCUAAAUGUUGGCCACCGGCAGCGAGAGCUCAAUCGCCAGCGCACACUGGACGACCUGGAUCGCAUGACGGAACGGUAUCGGGCGCAGUUCCAUGAAAUGGCCAUUAGAGCGGGCCUUGGUUCGAAUAGAAAGAAGCUAAUUGAAGAUCCGAAUGAUCCAGGCUUUAUAUACCUUGGCAAAAACGAAGCCGAUUGGGUGGAUAAGGACGACAGCUGUAGAUGUGAUUCCGAUGUGGGUUUCAAUAUGUCCGACACCAGUGUAAUCUUGCCGCCCACCUGCCGGGACAACAGCCCGAAGGUAGUUGAAUUAAAGAAGCAUCAGCAUGAGCCUAGCUUUCGAGUUUACGAUGGGGAUGCAAGAUUGCCGGAUAAGCAAGAUCUCAGCCAGAGCGAACGAUCCAGCCUGCAACUGAGGGACACUAACAUGGAGGAGGACAAGGCUCAGGAGCCUUCUCCAUGUCAGUGUACCACUCAGAGCAAUUACUUUGAGCUGGGCCUGGAUGCUCAGCUCUACAGGUUCGACUAUCAGAAGCUUUUUGCACCCUACCAGGACCGACUGCUGGACGACCAGGAGUUGCGACUGAAGGUAGAGUUUAUUAAAGCUCUGGGCAAUGAUGUGAACUACCUAAAUGCGGUGUUGAAUGGUCGUGAGUGUGGCUCAAUAGAUGCGCUUGUGAAUCGCACAGUCAAGCGCAUCUUCAAGGAGGGCACCGACCUAUUUCAGGACGUAUACGCGAAGUCGCAGGCAGAAGCAGAAGUCAGUGAGCCGGGAAAGCGCCUUAACUUUGGUCAAGAGUUCUACGAUGCGGAUGAUCUGGUGCUCAUGAAGGAUAUGCUCCGCAUAGGGCUGCAGCGUGUGGCCGCGGAUCGACGCUUCGUACUGCCUACCCUGCCAGAUGUGCAUUGCGUGCCAAUGCUUCUCGAAUGGAUCCGAUCACGCUAUGGUAAACGCUAUAGCCAAGCGGAUCGCAGGCGCAGCUUCAGUGAGGCCCAACUCCUCAUGGAUAAUCUGGCAACUAUCUUGACCCAUGACAUUGUGCGGAUUCCAAGCCGAGAGCCAUUGAAAUCCAAGGUUACAGCCGGGGGCUUUGUGCCCCACAAUGAGAAUCGUCCCAAUUUAAAGAAAUUUUGGGACCAAUAUACAAAACACUUUGUGGUAUCCUUCUUGGAGAUGGGUCGAGUAUUUCAUGCGGCCAUGGAGGCCCACCAAAGUACACAAACCAGUGCCACAUUUUACGCCUACAUGCCCGCCCACUUUAACGAUGUGCAGUUCUAUAAUACCACGCCUAUUAUUAAACGGAGCAGGAGUUAAAUGCGAAGGGGCCAAGAUAAACAAAAAUCCAAAUUAAUUUAAUAUGUUAUUGUAUUUAAUAAACCCAAAUAAAACUCCAAAUUAACUGAAGAAAUAUGAAUAUAAA